Messenger RNA from Suillus subaureus, 1716 nucleotides. RefSeq names its product Endonuclease/exonuclease/phosphatase. Gene Ontology annotation, molecular function: DNA-(apurinic or apyrimidinic site) endonuclease activity; zinc ion binding; phosphoric diester hydrolase activity. The transcript has 3 exons. Gene Ontology annotation, cellular component: nucleus. Bases 1 to 1716 code for a protein of 571 amino acids. Gene Ontology annotation, biological process: base-excision repair. The record is from RefSeq and is a predicted model, not a curated record. Lineage: Eukaryota; Fungi; Basidiomycota; Agaricomycetes; Boletales; Suillaceae.
AUGAAAACCUCGCGUUCCAACCUGCCACGCUGUGUUGCUUUACCAGACAAUUUUGAAGCUUUCUUCUCCUUCCCACAGAAUAAAGGAGGAUAUAGUGGUGUCGCAGUUUACGCUGACUCCCGCACUGUCACUCCACUCCGGGCAGAGGAGGGUCUCUCCGGCAUCUUGCAGCCUAAGCCACCUCUGACGUCGGAUGAUCGGAUAUCUCGUUCAUAUCCCUGCGCACAUGAGAUCGAACUAAUGCCGGACGAGCAUGGAUCAACCCCAAGUGAUUUCGCUGCCUUGGAAGCGGAAGGCCGUGCCCUGAUCGUAGACUUUGGCCUAUUCGUAUUGAUCAACGUCUACUGUCCAAACGAAACUUCCGAUGCUCGUCUUCCUUUCAAAAUAAAUUUCCAUAUCAUGUUGCAAGAUCGAGUCCGAAAGCUCAUGAAUGAAGGCCGGGAAGUUGUGGUCGUCGGUGACAUCAAUGUCUGUGCAACGCCAUUGGACCACUGCGACGGUCAUCUUGCUAGUAACACUGCGACAUUCUACGACCAUCCUGCUCGUGCGUGGUUUCAUGGAUGGUUGAGCCCCAUUGGUUGCAUGACUGAUGCCGUGCGGACAUUCUGGCCUGGCAGAAAAGGAAUGUACACAUGUUGGAACAUGAAAAUUUCAGCUCGAGAGACAAAUUAUGGUACCCGGGUUGACUACAUUCUCGUCACACCCGGUAUGCUUCCCUGGAUCAAGCACGGUGACAUUCAGCCAUCGCUCAGAGGUUCUGAUCACUGUCCAAUAUAUAUUGAUUUUCACGAUGAAAUAACAACUGAUGGUGGCGAACGAUUAUUCCUCCGUGACAUCUUGCCAAUGGGUGGGAAUCGAGAAGACCUGCCUCAGCUCGCAGCACGACGAUGGGAAGAGUAUUCCGGGAAGCAGACGCUACUGUCUACGUUUUUCGGGAAAGGAAACAAGCUGUGUUCACCUAAAGAUUCUCCACUUUCUUCGCUUUCGCCCACUCCAGACACACAACUGCACAGUGAACAUUCUGAUGUUGCACAGCCCGAUCAUACGCAGCCUGCCGUUGUUACUCCACCUCCAGUGCAUCCCCCGCUGAGCUCUCACAAGUCCGUGUACACAUCCACGAGUCAGAUCCUCGUACCAUCGCUACAUUCCAAUCCCAUUUCGUCACGCCAAACUGUGCCCCCAGCUAGUUCUGCCAAACGCAAGUCGUCAGACAAUGCAACUAAGAAAGUACCCAAGAAAUUGAAAGGCGGUCAAAGCAAACUCUCCUCGUUCUUUGCGCAGCCGUCAGUCUCGCCGCCUUGCAGCCAGGAAAUUUCUCCUGACGACCUCACCGAUCACCGGGACUACACAGAGUCCGACUAUCAGCUCGCACUCGAACUUUCCGCUUCACUUGAAAAUCCACUUUCACAGGACUUACUUGCCUCAGCGAUGCCUUCGGCUUCGCAAAGUAAAGCAGCGUGGUCGCAGCUGAUGGCUCCCGUCCAACCACCAAAUUGCCUUGUACACGGUGAACCUGCAAAGGAGCACACCGUUAACAAGCCAGGUCCAAACAAGGGGAAAAUAUUUUUCCUCUGUUCGAGACCGGUCGGUCCGGGGUACGACAAAGGUAAAAGUGAACGCCUCCGCGAAGAGGUGGAUCACCGAUACCGGUGUAAUUUUUUCAAAUGGACGAGCGACGUAAGACGGGAAGCCAAGGACAAGUCUUCCACGUCAUGA